Messenger RNA from Ectocarpus sp. CCAP 1310/34, 216 nucleotides. The record is from the annotation of a GenBank genome assembly. Lineage: Eukaryota; Phaeophyceae; Ectocarpales; Ectocarpaceae.
UGGUGGUUGAAUGAAACCCUAGACCACCCGCUUCCCGCAGCCACCGCGGCGAUGGCUUACCUGUUGAGCUCUGCAUCUUUCCUGGCCUCGGCCUUCGUGUCUAAUGCCCUGCAUUUAUUUUCCCGGUCCAUCCGCGCCAGCCCUUUACUCCAUCGGGCGGUUAAGGUAUUGGACCGGGGCAAGCCGAAGAUCCGCCGAUGCUCCGACGCUGAAUAA